Brugia malayi is the source of this 240-nucleotide messenger RNA. RefSeq lists its product as uncharacterized. The coding region runs from base 1 to 240 and encodes 79 amino acids. The transcript is spliced from 3 exons. Lineage: Eukaryota; Metazoa; Nematoda; Chromadorea; Rhabditida; Onchocercidae. The record is from RefSeq and is a predicted model, not a curated record.
AUGUUCGAAAAACAAAUGCAAAAAGAUUCAAAUGUUGUGCUAGCGACUAAAGUGCUAAUGUUUAUGUAUCAACUUGAAGCAAUGCCAAUAAUUUUCACUUCUGGUGGAUUCUUCGUUGUCAAACGUUCACUUCUUCCUACACUGGUUUCGUUCAUGCUCACUUAUGUUUUCCUGAUGAUUCAACUCGGACAAACACCGGCAUGUGUAAUGGACAAUAGCAUGUCCGUGAAAUCAGUUUGA